Molecule: messenger RNA, 1026 nt
Organism: Adineta steineri
Lineage: Eukaryota; Metazoa; Rotifera; Eurotatoria; Adinetida; Adinetidae
Source: the annotation of a GenBank genome assembly
AUGGCUACAGGCAGGUAUCAAUUAAACCCUUUUACAAAUAAUACAGCAACUACAUCAAAUAAUUCAACAACAAAUCAAAUAUCAACUCAAUAUCAAAAUAAGCAAAAACAAAUUCGAACAAAAAAGAAUAAAUUUCAACGAUUUGGAAUUACUGUUGCUGGAGGAAAUGGAUAUGGACAGGAAUUAAAUCAACUCUCUGAUCCUUGGGGGAUGUUUAUUGAUAAUGAUAAAUCAAUUUAUAUUGCUGAUUUAUGGAAUAAUCGUAUUGUUAAAUGGAAAUUGAAUUCAAAUACUAGUCAGAUCAUUGCAGGUGAAAAUGGAAAAGGAACUCAAAAUAAUCAAUUAAAUUCUCCAACAGAUAUAAUUUAUGAUAAAGAAAAUAAUUCUUUUAUUAUUUCGGAAUGGGGAAACCAACGAGUAAUUCGAUAUUUUGAUCAAAAUCAAGCAAAACAACAAAUUAUUAUUGCAAAUAUUAAUUGUUGGGGUCUAACAAUUGAUAAAAAUGGAUAUAUUUAUACUUCUGAUUGUAACAACAAUGAAGUAAGACGAUGGAAACAAGGAAAUAAAAAAGGUAAAUUAGUUGCAGGUGGAAAUGGUAAAGGAAAUCAUCUUAAUCAACUCAAUCAUCCUACUAAUAUCUUUAUUGGUAAAGAUUACUCUAUUUAUAUAUCAGAUUGGGGAAACCAUCGUGUAAUGAAAUGGAAAAAAGAUGCUAAAGAAGGAAUUAUUGUUGCUGGUGGAAAUGGUCAAGGAAGUAGUCUCAAACAAUUGUGUCAUCCUCAAGGAGUCUUUGUUGAUCAUUUGGGUAAAAUCUAUGUAGCAGAUUCUUUGAAUCAUCGAGUAAUGCGCUGGUGUGAAGGAGAUAAAGAAGGUGAAAUUGUUGUUGGUGGAAAUGGAAGAGGAAAUCAACCCAAUCAAUUGGAUCGUCCUAUGGGUUUAGCAUUCGAUAAUGAAGAAAAUCUUUAUGUUGUUGAUCAUGAAAAUUAUCGAGUCCAAAAAUAUGAAAAAAUUUUAAAUUUAAUUUGA